Punica granatum (pomegranate) is the source of this 3379-nucleotide messenger RNA. Lineage: Eukaryota; Viridiplantae; Streptophyta; Magnoliopsida; Myrtales; Lythraceae. The record is from RefSeq and is a predicted model, not a curated record.
ACAUGUCAACAAUGAUGUAAUGUCAAAGCUCCCUCCCGUUGAUUAAUCGAACCACCUAAACGUCGAUCGACCGGAGAAGAGGAGACGACAUCAUCGCUCUCUUUCAAUUCUCAGCUCGUCGGCGACUCCAUUCCCUCUCCCUCUCUCCGCGGAAUCCAUUUCUCCGGUGUCUGCUGCUUCCGGCGGGAGAGAUUCCGUCAGCUGAUCAGUUGCGCAUUUGCUGCUUCUCUUCUUGUGCUCAAUCCGGCUUCUCGGGCUGGUCCGAUCGUAGAUUAUCUGCUUCGGUUCCACGUCUACGGAGAUGUUUGAGGAGAAGAUAUUUGGGAAUGGUGCAGACCAAGGCGAAAGAGAAUGUGAUAAUUGCCAUGAUGAUGAGAUUAAGGUUGACCCCGGGAAGCCAGCUGCACUGACCUGGCAAAGAAAGAUAAACAGUGAAUGCAAUCCCCCCUUGGUAUUCAAUCUGAGUUUCCAAGAAAAAAUGCAUAUGGCUCCGAUAGGUUUGCGCCUAUGGCGUCAUGUCCGAGCAGAAGCUGCCAAGGGGAAGGGGGUUAUCAUCAACCCUUUUGUUAAGCGUGCCGUGACUUCAUCUCAUGCUAUUCCUCUUGGUGGGAUUGGUUCUGGAAGCAUCGGAAGAAGUUACCGUGGUGAAUUUCUGCGGUGGCAGAUAUUCCCAAGGAUAUGUGAAGACAAACCUGUUUUAGCAAAUCAAUUUUCUGUUUUUGUUUCACGCCCCAGUGGUGAGAAAUAUUCCACUGUCCUCUGUCCAGGGUCUCCAGAAGCACUGAAAGAAAGUCCAGUUUCAGGGAUUGGAUCAUGGGACUGGAACCUCAGUGGGCAAAAUUCCACAUACCAUGCUUUGUAUCCGAGAGCUUGGACUGUUUAUGAGGGAGAACCAGACCCAGCCCUCAGGAUUGUUUGCCGUCAGAUUUCCCCAUUUAUUCCUCAUAAUUACAAGGAAAGCAGUUUCCCUGUCUCAGUUUUUACUUUCACGCUACAUAACUCCGGGAAGACUGCUGCAGAUGUUAGCUUACUUUUCACAUGGACAAAUUCUGUUGGAGGGACAUCUGAAUUUUCUGGUCACCACUUCAACUCUAAGAUUCGGAUGAAUGAUGGGGUUCAUGCUGUACUCUUGCAUCACAAGACUACCGAUGGACACCCGCCAGUAACUUAUGCAAUUGCAGCUCAGGAGACUGAUGCAGUCCAUGUCUCAGAGUGUCCAUGGUUCGUGAUAACUGGAGAUUCUCAGGGUAUCACAGCCAAGGAUAUGUGGAAUGAAAUAAAAGAGCAUGGGUCCUUUGACCAUCUCAAUUCUCCGAAUAUAUCAGUUCCUUCGGAACGAGGAUCAUCCAUUGGGGCAGCCAUUGCAGCUUCUGUCAAUGUCCCACCAGAUUCGGUACGAACAGUAAAUUUUUCCUUGGCAUGGGAUUGCCCUGAAGUGAACUUUGUGCAUGGGAAGACAUACCACAGGCGGUAUACUAAAUUCUAUGGUACUCGUGGCGAUGCUGCAGCAAAUAUUGCACAUGAUGCCAUUCUUGACCAUGGACGGUGGGAAUCCCAAAUAGAAGCGUGGCAGAGGCCUAUUCUUGAAGACAAGAGACUUCCUGAAUGGUACCCCAUCACGCUAUUUAAUGAGCUUUAUUACCUUAAUUCUGGGGGAACAGUUUGGACCGAUGGGUCUCCUCCUCUAUGUAGUCUUGUUAGCAUUGAAGAAAGGAAGUUCUCUCUUGAGAGGAUGAAAUCAGCAGUCACGAGCUCUUUAGAUGUCAUUAGUGAAAAUAGUGUCGCUAUUGACAUUCUUGACAGAAUGACCUCGGUUCUUGAGGAAAUACAUGUACCGAAUGCUUCAAAUUCUGCUCUUGGUACGAAUCUGCUUCAGGAAGGAGAAGAAAACAUCGGCCAAUUUCUUUAUCUAGAGGGAAUUGAAUAUCACAUGUGGAACACCUACGAUGUCCAUUUCUACUCAUCAUUUGCCCUUGUCAUGCUCUUCCCGAAACUCCAGCUCAGCAUCCAGCGGGAUUUCGCUGCAGCAGUGAUGAUGCACGAUCCAUCAAAGAUGCAGCUCCUGAGUGAUGGUUCUUGGGUCCCGAGGAAAGUUCUCGGAGCUGUCCCUCAUGAUAUUGGAAUUACAGACCCGUGGUUCGAAGUAAAUGCCUAUAACUUGUACAACACAGAUAGGUGGAAGGACUUGAACCCCAAAUUUGUCCUCCAAGUCUACAGGGAUGUCGUAGCCACUGGUGAUGAAAAGUUUGCAAAAGCUGUGUGGCCUUCUGUUUAUGUUGCAAUGGCUUACAUGGAUCAGUUUGAUAGAGAUGGGGAUGGAAUGAUUGAGAAUGAUGGCUUUCCCGACCAAACAUAUGAUACCUGGUCUGUGACUGGUGUGAGUGCAUACAGCGGUGGGUUGUGGACUGCUGCCCUUCAGGCUGCCUCGGCCUUGGCACGGAGAGUUGGGGACAAGGGCUCUGCGGAUUACUUCUGGUUCAAGUUUCAGAAGGCAAAAGCUGUUUAUGAGAAGUUAUGGAACGGCUCCUACUUCAAUUAUGACAACAGCGGCAGUAAAACAAGUUCUUCCAUACAGGCUGAUCAAUUGGCCGGUCAAUGGUAUGCUCGAGCCUGUGGGCUUCAGACUAUUGUUGAUGAAGACAAAGCAAGAUGUGCACUGGAGAAAGUUUACAACUUCAACGUCUUAAAGGUGAAGGAUGGAAGAAGAGGGGCUGUGAACGGAAUGCUACCCGAUGGGAGAGUUGACAUGUCCUCGAUGCAGUCGAGAGAAAUCUGGUCUGGGGUUACAUAUGCAGUCGCUGCAUCAAUGAUUCAGGAAAACAUGGUCGAUACGGGCUUCCACACCGCAAAAGGAGUACAUGAAGCUGCUUGGUCUGAAGGAGGACUUGGUUACUCUUUCCAAACCCCGGAGGGCUGGAACAAUGACGACGAAUACAGGUCACUGGCCUACAUGCGUCCCUUGGCGAUAUGGGCAAUGCAGUGGGCACUGACAAGACCGAAAACUCCUGAGGAGCCUGAACCCGGUGUAAGUGAAGAGAACCUGCUGCGGCACCAUGCCGGGUUCUCGAAAGUGGCCCGCCUCCUGAAGCUGCCCAGAGAGGAAGCUGCUAAGGGCCUCCUGCAGACCAUGUUUGAUUACACUUGCAAGAGGAUGUGGAGCUGAGUGAAACGGCAGAGAAGAACACACCUGUGCGAUAUCGGGAGUAUUUAUCAUCAUUAUCUAUCAUUAUUACGCGAUUUUGUUUAGUGUUUGUGUAAAUUUGGAACAAUAUGCGGGCUUGAUGUCAGAACUUAAGAUGGACAUUAGAUGAGAUUGUAGCCAUGUUUACCGUCAUGUCUUCCUAUGUAUAUUCUUUAACCAUAUGCUGUUUCUCCCAAA